ACUCUCAUCGUGACAGACUGAGGUCUCUUAUCUUUCUGUUGUGGAUCUUGUCAUCGAAACACAUCUGUUUCUGAAACAAGGCAGAAGUGCGCCGGUCUAACCAGAGUCUAAUACUAUUAAGGAGUUUAACGGGUAUCCAGUUGGAAAACGAACGCCUCUAAGCAGUGUGUCGCAGCUGGUUGAACUAACAACGUCCAUCGAGACCUUCCUAGUUCGAUAAGAAAUGACCGGAGGUGGGACCAACAUGGCGUAUCACGGCCUCAGUCAACAUGUCAAUUUCGACGUGGUGCCGGAUCCCGGUGAACGUUUUCGAUUGGAAGAAUUGAUCGGCGAGGGUACUUAUGGCGAGGUGUACGCCGCUUACGAUAAAGAAACUGGUAACAAGGUAGCCGUGAAAAUAUUGGAGAACGUCGCCGACAAUAUCGAGGAAAUCGAGGAAGAGUAUCUGGUGCUGAGAGAUCUGAGCCUACACCCGAACAUUCCUCUCUUCCAUGGUUUGUUUCUAAAGCGUGCAAAGCCUGGUCAGGAAGAGGACCAAUUAUGGUUCGUGAUGGAGCUGUGCACCGGAGGCUCCGUGACCGAUCUCGUGCAGGGUGUGAAAAAACGCGGCAUUCGUCUAACGGACGACCAAAUAGCUUACAUCUUGAAGGAAACCGUGGAGGCUCUGAUCUUUUUGCACAGCAAUCACUGCAUGCAUCGUGACGUGAAGGGUCACAACAUCCUGCUCACCGAAGAAGCGCGUGUCAAAUUGGUCGAUUUCGGCGUGUCCUCGCAUCUGGCCGCGACUCUCGCCAGGAAAAACACAUCUGUCGGGACACCGUACUGGAUGGCGCCAGAGGUGAUAGCUUGCGAGCAGCAAUUGGACUCCUCGUACGAUUCGCGUUGCGAUGUCUGGUCGAUCGGUAUCACCGCCAUCGAAUUAGCCGAGGGUGACCCUCCAUUGUCGGAAUUGCAUCCCAUGCGAGCGCUCUUUCAAAUUCCGAGAAAUCCUCCGCCCUCCCUGAAGAAUCCGGACAUCUACUCGCCGGAACUGAAGGAUUUCAUAGCCGAAUGCUUGGUGAAGGAUCUCGAGCAUCGGCCGUUCGCGAGCGAAUUGAAGGAGCAUCCGCUAUUGUCGAACGUGGAGCCGAUCGUGGGGAAGAUCAGGGAGCAAUUGAGAGAAGAGAUACGUAGACAGAGAGCGGAGGGUCGAGUACAUCGGCAGCCCGAAGUGACUACGAAACACGGCAAAUUGAAGACGGACCGCAAGACGAGACCGGAGAAGAUGUACAUGGACGAUCUCGCGGCACUCGACAUGCUGUCGGAAGAAGCUAUUGUCGAUCAAUUGCAGCACCGAUACGAGCAAACGCAGAUAUACACAUACAUCGGCGAUAUACUGGUUGCCGUUAAUCCUUUCACUAAUCUCGGCUUAUACACCGGUAUUGAGCAAAAACGAUACAAAGGUCAAGCGAGAUCGGAUAAUCCUCCGCAUAUAUUCGCGGUCGCCGAUGCCGCGUAUCAAGCACUGCUUCAUCAACGUCAGAAUCAGGCGAUAGUUAUUAGCGGUGAAUCAGGCGCCGGAAAGACGGAGAGCGCGAAUUUAUUACUGAAACAGCUUGUAUACCUCAGCAAGGCGCCAAAUCGCAACCUCGAGGAGAGGAUACUUCAGAUAAAUCCUAUAAUGGAGGCUUUCGGAAACGCCACGACUGGUAUAAACGCAAAUUCCUCGAGAUUUGGCAAGUAUCUGGAUCUGACAAUGACGAAGGGCGGAAAGGUGACCGGUGCGAGAAUCGCGGUAUAUCUGUUGGAGCAAUCACGUGUGAUCGCUCAAGCCGAGGGAGAGCGAAACUUUCACGUCUUCUAUUAUAUGUACGACGGUUUGGAGGCGGACAAUCGCCUCUCGGAAUUUUAUCUCGAUCCUACGCUUCGAAGGUAUCAUCGAUAUCUCACGCAUUACAGUCACACGUCGCAGACGCACAUCGACAAAUUCCAGCAACUCAAGAUGGGUUUCAAGGUGCUCGGGUUUCAGGACAGCGAGGUAGACACGGUGUAUCGAGUUUUAGCCGCUAUACUCCAUCUGGGUGACAUUGAAUUCGCUGAGGUGGCAAGUCAAGAUAAUACCGACAAUAAGAGCCGAGUCAUCGACACUAUUCCGUUACACAGAGUCUCGAAACUACUCGGCGUCGAACAAAACGAUCUCCUGGAGGCCCUGACAUCAAACUCGGUAAUGACCAGAGGCGAGACAAUUACGCGGAACAAUACGGUUGCCGAGGCUCGUGCGGCUCGCGACGCAAUGGCCAAGGGUCUCUACGGUCGACUCUUCGAUUGGAUGGUCAACCAGAUCAAUUGUUUGCUGUGCUUCAGCCGCUCGCCGAAUUACGAGCCGUUGGCGAUCGGGCUGCUCGACAUCUUCGGCUUCGAGAACUUUCCCAGAAACUCGUUCGAGCAGCUCUGCAUCAACAUCGCCAACGAGCAGAUACAAUACUACUUCAAUCAACAUAUCUUCACUUGGGAGCAACAGGAAUACAUGGCCGAGGGAAUACCCGUGGAUCUCGUCGAGUUCUCCGACAACAGGCCGGUUCUCGACAUGUUACUUAGCAAGCCCAUGGGACUCUUGGCGCUCCUGGACGAAGAGAGUCGAUUUCCCAGAGCAACUAAUCGAUCCCUGAUCGAAAAAUUCCACAACAACAUCAAGUCCAAGUUCUACGUACGUCCCAAAUCGGACGCGGUCUGUUUCGCGAUCCAUCAUUUUGCCGGACGUGUCGUGUAUCAAGCCGAAGGAUUCCUCGAGAAGAACAGAAACUUCCUGCCGCCCGAAGUCAUUCAACUGGUACGACAGUCGCAAUACGACAUGGUUCGUUUCCUGUUCCAAUGCCCGAUCACGAAAACCGGUAACCUGUACUCGGCGUUGCAGGAGAAUGACUCGCGAAAAUCGCACUCGAACCAGAACACAAAAGAACGUUAUUCUAGUCGAGGUUUAGCCUCACAAUCCAGAGCUCAGCAGACAGUAUCGACAUACUUUCGAUACUCUCUGAUGGAUUUAUUACAAAAAAUGGUGUCCGGCUCGCCUCAAUUCGUUCGAUGUAUAAAGCCAAAUGAUUCGCGGAGUCCGCGAUUUUUCGACAAGGACAAGGUCGUGAAACAGCUGAGAUAUACCGGUGUCCUCGAAACGAUACGUAUACGACAAAACGGAUUUUCUCAUAGAAUACCAUUCAACGAAUUUCUUAAAAGAUAUUGCUUCCUCGCUUUCGGCUACGACGAACGCGUGAUUGCCAGUCGGGAUAAUUGUCGACUUCUUCUGAUACGCUUAAAAAUGGACGGAUGGGCGUUGGGCAAGACGAAAGUCUUCCUAAAAUAUUAUCACGUCGAAUUCCUUUCAAAGCAGUACGAGGAACAACUGAGAAAAAUCAUUAUGGUCCAAGCGUGCGUUCGACGAUGGCUCGCAAAGAUAAGAUUUAAAAAACAAAAGUGGCAAUUCGCUGUGUCCGUUGUAACGUUACAACGCCAUAUCCGAGGCUGGUUAUCCCGAAAACGAACGAAAGAAAUGAUGGCUGAAAAACGCUCGAAGGAAGAAAGUACAACGUUCGAUUUUAUGGCGAAUGAAACAAAAUAUAAAGCGGAAAAUAUGGAGAUCAAUAAUCGCGAGAAACAACAAGUAUGUAAAAAUCUGAAAAAGGAUGACGCCGCGAUUAUCAUACAAAGUCAUUUUCGAGGCUAUACCAUCCGCAAACGCUUUGGAUACGAACUGGAGGAACGUUUCAAGAGGAUUUUAAACAAUUACGACAACAUAUACGACGGCCACAAGGCGUUAUUGCGCGAAGGAUUAAAACACGAAGACGCAGCUCUUAUCGUUCAAAGAUGGUACAAAAAGGAGGAGAGAAUCGCCAAAAAGAAACCGCUCCCGAAAGAUCCCAUACAUCCUAAAUUACGACAAGCGGAUCUAAUUCAGUUCUCUCAAAAUGUACACAUGAAAAAUCAAGAAGUGCACAAAAAUCUGCGUCGCAACAAGCCCGGUGUCAGAUUAAGCGACAUCGAGGAACCGCCUUUGGAUUAUAUUCGGCCCGAGGGAUUUAAUAUGGUACAGCCAAUCUUGCAUUAUCGUACUGGAACGCAGCCGGAUGAGGAGGACAGCGUCAAGUAUUAUCGAGAUCUAAAGGAAGAAAUGAGCAGUGGUUCGGAAUUCGAAGACGACGAAGUUGGCUGGGACUUACCGUUGAUACAGCUAGAAAAUGACCUUCACACAUUGUCGAGGAAGCGAAGUGGCCAGAUUCUGGAUGUAAAUGCCGAGAGACGAGAUCGCGCAGCUCAGGGCGAUUUUGUAGUAGCGCCGGAGCAACAUCUGUCAAACAUUUGGCACAAAGCCCUGAGACAUCCAUCCGAUCAACGCGAGAACGAGAGCUCCAAGAAAAGUGUCAAUACAAGGAUUAAUGAACUGCAUAACCACAAUCUGCAAUCAUCCGCAAAUGAACAACGCGCAAUCGGUUCUUCGCAUAUCCACGAUCCAUCUGGCCUACGAAUCGCAAUCGACAAUCGAUGCAAUACCGUAAACGAACAACAUAAUGCCCUUAAUGGACAGAAUCUUGUUAACCAUAAUUUUGUUAACGAGCGCCAUACGUCGAUUAACGACUGUAAUUACCAACAUCCCUCUAAAAUAAAUAAUGAUAACGUUGCAACGAAUCAAAUAAAGAUCUUGAAUACAGAGCAGUUAACCAACGGUUUAUCGAGUCAAAACAAGACGGAAAAGUCGUCGGAUCGAUCGGAUCAUCAUAAGCAGAAUGGUUACCCAAUGAAAAAUCAUCAAAACAAUGUGAAUCGUAAGAAUGGUAUUAAUCGGUUAGCAAAUGGAAAAUCCACGGACCAGAAACAACUCCAAAAGGACAAUUUCAAUAUCGCCGCAAAUCUCAGACAACUUUUAAGGCCGACUGUGAUCGAGAAACGACAGGAGAACACCAAGGUCGAUACGGAGGACAUUAAUGGCCCUUACAAUUUCAGACAGCUGCUAAGACCGACCGAAUAUCUUCCGACAGAAUCCUUAAGAAAGAGGAAAGGAGGACUCGUUUCUAACGGAGUGUCACUGCCGAAAGACAAAGUUCCAGAGAAACACGUUAAGAGAAGAGCGCCGUUGGCACCGGCCCAGAAUAGACUGGUUAACGGAAAGAAGUGAUGUUAUUUUGUAUUAUUCAAUAGAACAGUAUUCGUUUUUUUUUCCCCGAGAGAUAUUUGACUUUGCGAAAGAUGAAUGAACAUCAUCCAACGUAUAAAUCGUGAUUAACUAACUGUAAAAUAUAGAAAAUUUCUUUUGUUCAACCUCCUCUCGUCAUGUAUAUACAAGUUAAGAGAAGUUGCAUUAUUAUUGCCAUGAAAAAAAAUGUAAUUUAGAUCUUGUUAUAAUAUAUAGAAAAUAAUAGUUGAAUAAUAUAUAAAUGCAAUGCGCGUAGAGUAUAAUUUCGAUAAUACAUUAUUAUUGAACCAGAAGUAGGAUAAUAUACAAUAUAUGCAUGCGAGAUUCGAUGCAAUAUCUAGCAUAACACGCGAAUUAUACAUAAGAUGCAAAUAAUCCCCAACGGAAAUAUUAGUACUUUACAUGCAGCAAUAUAUAUUAUAAUGCAUUCGUGGCAUGGAAUUGCUCGAUCCUUUUAAAUGUAGAGAAGAUAAAGAAAGAGUUCCACAUUUACAUAUAAAUAUAUAUAUUUUUUUUCCUUUUCGUAUAAAAGUGCAAUAUUGUGUACUGUGUAAAGUUGUUGCGUGAUUUUAAAGUCUGAACAGUUUUCUUUAGACUUAAUCACGAUAUGCAAUCGCAUUGAAUAAUGUCGUGUAAUAGUAAGAACGAAAUAUUUCACAAUUGGUCCAUUUUGAAAAGAUACUCGUCUCAUAUCGAAUGCUUAGUAGAGAUCGCUAGUUUUAUCAUAAACGUAUUUAUAUGCUGCAAAGUGUUAUAUUUUAAUGCGGAAACAUGUUCAACAAAUUGUAUUAUGAGACAGAAUAUUUUUAAAAAAUUCUCUAAUAUAAUUUACGUCUUAUCCCUUGUUACAAAAAUAUGUACAAGAGUUAGCACGCGUCUAGUACUAGUCAUGUCUAGCUUUAUUCAAGUCGUAAGCGUUUAUUAUUGCUGUAGAGAGAAGAAAAUAAACUAUGCUUAUAUUAAAUAGUUA
Messenger RNA from Nylanderia fulva, 6131 nucleotides. RefSeq names its product myosin-IIIb. NCBI's taxonomy places the organism in Eukaryota, Metazoa, Arthropoda, Insecta, Hymenoptera, Formicidae. Gene Ontology annotation, cellular component: myosin complex. Gene Ontology annotation, biological process: peptidyl-serine phosphorylation; regulation of actin filament length. The record is from RefSeq and is a predicted model, not a curated record. Gene Ontology annotation, molecular function: protein binding; protein serine/threonine kinase activity; microfilament motor activity.